This is a messenger RNA of Chionomys nivalis (European snow vole), 638 nucleotides long. RefSeq names its product histone H2A type 1-E. Gene Ontology annotation, molecular function: structural constituent of chromatin; protein heterodimerization activity; DNA binding. The transcript has a single exon. The record is from RefSeq and is a predicted model, not a curated record. Gene Ontology annotation, cellular component: nucleosome. The coding region runs from base 195 to 587 and encodes 130 amino acids. NCBI's taxonomy places the organism in Eukaryota, Metazoa, Chordata, Mammalia, Rodentia, Cricetidae.
CAGAUUCCCAUUGGUGCAAGGUAAGAGAAACUUCCGUUUAUGCAAAAUAGGAUCUCUGUGUCUGAUUUUUAAUUGGCUGAGUCUUUUAGCUUACUUUAGCCAAUGAGUACCACAAAUUACAAUCUACUCUGCAAGUAUAACUUGCACAUUUUCAGAGAGAAAAAAAUCACUUUGUAUUCACAACCUUUCUAAGUAUGUCUGGACGCGGCAAGCAGGGCGGCAAGGCUCGCGCCAAGGCCAAGACCCGCUCCUCCCGGGCCGGCCUGCAGUUCCCCGUGGGCCGCGUGCACCGCCUCCUCCGCAAGGGCAACUACGCGGAGCGGGUGGGCGCCGGCGCCCCGGUGUACCUGGCGGCCGUGCUGGAGUACCUGACGGCCGAGAUCCUGGAGCUGGCUGGCAACGCGGCCCGCGACAACAAGAAGACGCGCAUCAUCCCGCGCCACCUGCAGCUGGCCAUCCGCAACGACGAGGAGCUCAACAAGCUGCUGGGCCGCGUGACGAUCGCGCAGGGCGGCGUCCUGCCCAACAUCCAGGCGGUGCUGCUGCCCAAGAAGACCGAGAGCCACCACAAGGCCAAGGGGAAAUAAGACGACUGAACGUGGCUUUUUUUUCUUUAAACCAAAGGCUCUUUUCAGAGC